AGCACGGGGUGCAUGAUGGGAAAUGAUAGGGUUACACACCCUAGCAACACACACAGAUAAACAAGUGUUACUGUAAAGACCUAUGCAACCUCUGUUUUAUAGAUAAAUUCAUAUAUAGAUAUAUAAAACACACACGCACAAUGCAGGCGGAUGAUGUCCGAUAUUUAAAAAGGAAAGUCAAAGGAGGCAGUCUGGAUGUCCAUCCUACAGAGAAAGCCCUUAUUGUCCAGUAUGAAGUGGAAGCGACUAUCGUGGGGGAAAUGGGAGGCCCGAUGCUCGGAGAACGCAAGGCGUGUCAGAAAAUUGUUCGUCUAAAAAGCCUUAAUGCCAGCACGGAUAUUGGGUUGUUAGCACGAAAGGUGGUGGAGGAAUGCAGGCUCAUUUCACCAUCCAAGCUCCCAGAAGUGGAGCGUCUGCUCUUCUACCUUCAAAACCGCAAGUCACCUACAGGAAAAACCGAGAAGAAGCAGAUAAAGCCAAGAGAUCCUGCUCCGUUCGAAGGCAUGGAGCUGGACGAGGAGGCCAAUAUUAACAGCAUCGACUAUUACGUGGAGCUGCUGUACGAGGACGUUCCAGAGAAGAUCAGAGGAGCCACGCUUAUUCUGCAGCUGGCCCGUAAUCCCGACAACCUGGAGGAGCUGCUUCAGAACGAGACAGCUCUGGGAGCCCUGGCCCGAGUUCUGAGGGAGGACUGGAAGCAGAGUGUAGACUUGGCAACCACCAUCAUCUACGUCUUCUUUUGUUUCUCCAGUUUUAUCCAGUUCCAUGCUCUGAUCACUCACUACAAGAUCGGUGCCCUGUGCAUGAACAUCAUGGAGCACGAGUUGAAGAGGUACGACCUGUGGCAGGAGGAGCUGCAGAAGAAGAAGAGAGCUGAGGAGGAAGACCCCGAGAACCAGAACCUGAAGAAAGAGUAUGAGAAAGCACUGAAGAAGUACCACGGUCUGCUGGUCAAACAGGAACAGCUGCUAAGAGUGGCGCUGUAUCUACUCCUGAACCUGUCUGAGGACAGGCGCAUAGAGCUGAAGAUGAGGAACAAAAAUAUAGUGCACCUGCUAGUGAAAACCCUGGACCGAGAAAGCGAGGAGCUCCUUGUUCUGGUUGUGUCCUUUCUCAAGAAACUCAGCAUCUUUCUGGAGAACAAGAACGAUAUGGCUGAAACGGACACGGUGGAGAAAUUGGCGAAGCUGGUCCCUUGCGAUCACGAGGAUCUGCUGAACGUCACUCUGCGUCUCCUCCUCAACCUCUCCUUUGACACUGGCCUCCGCAGCAAGAUGGUGCAGGUGGGCUUGCUGCCCAAACUCACCGCCCUGCUAGGAGAUGAAGCGCAAAAGCAUUUGGCCAUGCGCAUACUCUACCAUCUUAGCGUGGACGACCGCUUCAAGUCCAUGUUCGCCUACACGGACUGCAUUCCUCAGGUCAUGAAGAUGCUGUUUGAGUGCGGGGAAGAGGGCGUCGACCCGGAACUCAUCUCAUUCUGCAUUAAUCUGGCAGCCAAUAAGAGAAAUGCACAGCUAAUUUGUGAAGGUAACGGAUUGAAGAUGCUGAUGAAGAGGGCGUUCAAGCUGAAGGAUCCGCUGACGAUGAAAAUGAUUCGGAACAUCUCCCAGCACGACGGACCUUCCAAGAGCUUAUUCAUCGAUUAUGUAGGAGACCUUGCCGCUCAGAUCGGUCAGAACGAGGACGAGGAAUUUGUGAUCGAGUGUUUGGGUACACUGGCGAACCUCACUAUCCCUGACCUGGACUGGGAGCUGGUGCUGAAAGAAUACAACCUAGUACCCUUCCUUAAAGACCACCUCAAACCCGGUUCGGCAGAAGACGACCUCAUGCUGGAGGUGGUGAUCAUGAUCGGCACGGUCUCGAUGGACGACUCUUGCGCCGCCAUGUUAGCCAAGUCGGGCAUCAUCCCUGCGCUUAUAGAGCUACUCAACGCCCAACAGGAGGAUGACGAAUUUGUUUGCCAAAUCGUAUACGUCUUCUACCAGAUGGUGUUCCACCAGGCCACUCGGGACGUCAUUAUAAAGGAAACCCAAGCUCCUGCUUACCUCAUCGACCUGAUGCACGACAAGAACGCCGAAAUCUGCAAAGUGUGCGACAACACGCUGGAUAUUAUAGCCGAGUACGAUGAAGAAUGGGGGAGGAAGAUCCAAAACGAAAAGUUUCGCUGGCACAACUCUCAGUGGCUGGAGAUGGUCGAGAAUCGGCAGAUGGACGAAGUGGAGCCUUUCUUGUACGGCGAUGAGGGAGAGACCUUUUUGCAAGGAGCGGACAUCCUGGAGCGGCCGGACCUCUUCUAUGGCGCAGAUGGAUUAAUCUCUGCAAAUGCCGCCAUCAGUCCGGACUUCUUUACAGACUUUCAAAAUGGAGACUAUGUCGCAUCACAGGGUUUCCCUGGCAGUGCUGUUGCAGAGAGAUAUGGUCCAGGUCCAGGGGGACCAAUGCGACCUGCUACGGCGUAUGGCUUCCGGCCCGACGAGCAGCACUACUACAGCUACUCCACAUCACGCUAGAGCAGUACGAACACAGUAACCUAAAUUAGUCCUUUUAUUCAUACAGUCUUUGAAGCUGACUCAGCACUACUAAUGCCAUUUAUUCUAUCCAUUUUAAAGCCACUCUUCCAUUAGUCUCUAAUACGAUUCGGACUCGCUACGCUUUCAUGAACGAUUUCACGCAGCUGUCAGUAUAUAGUACAGGUUUAGUGUGUUUGUUAUAAGUGAUAUACUCUUGUGUAUUGAGCAACUCAAAGGCACUACAUGUACCCAGAUUUCUAGAGUUUUCUUAACAUUUUUUUAUUUUUAUUUUUGCAUGACGUAUUAAACACACAGUUUGGUUAUUUCGCAGCUAUAGAAAAGGUAUUAUUACUGGAUUUCUUCGCAUGAAUGUACAGCAUAGUUUAGUUGCACACGGAGAGCUCAUCAUGGAGCUCACACAUUUACACUUGUGGCAUUCACACACACUGAAACACUCAGGCAUUUCAGACACUUUCCAAGGUAGGACCUUGGGAGAAUAUUUAACACUUGCUUGAAUUGGUCUUAAAUUUAUUUAUUGAAUUGUAAAAAUUUUUUUAUGUUUUUAAUGUUAUGGAUUGUUUUUUGUUUUUUUUAUGUAACUUUUUGUACGUAGACUUUGUAUGGCUUUCAUUUUUUAUGUAUAUAUUGUCAAUUUACACUCGAUUGAUGUGCUUUACUCGUGGAUUGUCUUAAACUGCUGUUUUAUACAAGAUGCCUAUUAUUUCUGUGGUGCAAUAUUAAAUCCAACCAAUAUGAUCAAGAA
This is a messenger RNA of Silurus meridionalis, 3273 nucleotides long. RefSeq names its product kinesin-associated protein 3a (gene kifap3a). The record is from RefSeq and is a predicted model, not a curated record. The transcript is spliced from 20 exons. NCBI's taxonomy places the organism in Eukaryota, Metazoa, Chordata, Actinopteri, Siluriformes, Siluridae. Gene Ontology annotation, biological process: microtubule-based movement; cilium organization. Gene Ontology annotation, cellular component: axoneme; kinesin II complex; ciliary transition zone. The coding region runs from base 141 to 2510 and encodes 789 amino acids. Gene Ontology annotation, molecular function: kinesin binding.